GUUUAAUUGUAUGUUACCACACAUUCUGCAAAACUUAGAUGAGGUUGACAGCACCUAAAGCAGAAAUAUUUUAGAUGAAUCAAACGUGUAAAGUUUGUGGUGAACCAGCUGCUGGUUUUCAUUUUGGUGCAUUUACAUGUGAAGGUUGUAAGUCAUUCUUUGGACGCUCCUAUAAUAAUUUAUCAUCAAUAUCUGAAUGCAAAAAUAAUGGCGAAUGCAUCAUCAACAAGAAAAACCGUACAGCAUGUAAAGCAUGUCGCCUAAGAAAAUGCUUAAUGGUUGGAAUGUCAAAAAGUGGUUCAAGAUAUGGUCGACGUUCAAAUUGGUUUAAAAUACAUUGUUUAUUACAAGAGCAACAACAGCAAGCUGCAGCCGCAGCGGCUGCGGCAGCAGCACAUCGCGGACAGGGUGGAUCAGAUCAUUUAGGUCCAAAUCAAAAAUCUCCUCCCCCUCCAAGUUCAGCAACAGCAUUUUCAAUGCUAGGACAUCCAGCAUAUUCUCAAGGUUUAUAUGGUCCACCACGUACAAAAGAAGAUUUGAUGAUGCUUGGUAUUGAAGAAUAUUCAGCAGGUAAACAUCCAGUCGCAUCGCCUUCGGUCAGUUCGCCAGAUAGUCAUAAUUCAGAUAGUUCAAUUGAUAUUAAUAUACGUAGUAAUUCAUUAUUAAGAAAUCGUGAUGCUGCAGCAGCAGCAGCGGCCGCUGCAGCAGCUUCUGGUCAUCCACAUAAAGAUUUAUUUUUACCGUUACCCUUUCCUGGGUUAGGUUCAUUACCUGUUAUGCCCCCACCAGCAUUUCUGCCACCGUCACAUUUACUAUUUCCUGGUUAUCAUCCAGCUUUAUACCAACAUCAUCAAGGUUUGUUGAAACCAGUAGGAAAUGCGAAUGAUUUACAUCAACAACAUUUAAUGCAAAGUCCGGGUUUGGCUGCAGCAGCUGUUGCAGCGGCACAUGCUGCAGCUGCCAAUCAUCAACAGCAACAGCAAAAUAAUAGUCAUAACAGUAAUUCUGUAUUAAAUCAUAACAAUACCAGUCGUUAUACGCCGACACAUAAUAGCGAUAAAGAUAGUGAUCGAGGUGCUAAUAGUCCUAUUAUUAAUCAAAAUUUACAUAAUAGUAACAAUAACAAUAGCAUAGGUAGUAAUAAUAAUAACAAUAAUAGCAUUAAUCAUGUACCUAAUGGAACAAAAGCUGCAGAAGAAUUAACAAAACGUUUUUAUUUGGAUGCAGUAUUAAAAUCACAACGUCAUUCUCCAUUGUUAUUAAAUAAUCAUGGAAUUACGAUACCAUCAGUAACACCUAAUUCAAAUACGUCAGCAUCGACGACAACAACAUCUAGUGCAGCAACAAUUACCCCUAUUACGAAUUCUGCUAUUAUUACACCAAACUCUGAUAAUGGUGGUAUUAAAAGUGAUUGUGGAGAUGAGUUAACAAUCGGUCGAGCCGAUGAUGCUGAUAGCAAUUGUGAUGAAGAUUUAGUUGUAUCAAUGACACCACCAAGAUCUCCCAUUCUCAAUGUUGGAGGUAAUGGUGAUGAUGACGAUGAUGAAGAUGAUGGUAAUAAUUGUAAUAAUAACAAUAAUAACAUUAUACAUAUAAGUAACAGUAAUGAUGAAAUUGAAAAUGAUAAGAAUUAUAAAAAUAAUAAUAAUGAUAAUAAUAUAAAUUUAAAUGAAAAGAAAUUAAUUGGUUCUAAUAUAAUAAACACAACAACUGUGACAACGACGAUAGCAACAUCAACAACAACAACGUCAACGACAACCACUAACCAAGAUAACCCAAUUGACUUGAGUAUGAAAGCUGGUAGUAGUGUCAGUAGUCGUCAUAGUAGUAGUAGUCGCAGUAAUAGUAGUAAAUCAAGUACAUCAUCAAUUGAUGAGAUUAAUCGUCAUUUAUCAGGUGAUGGAGAAAGUGAUAAUGGUGCUGGAUUAAAUAGUGAUAAUGAAGAUGAUGAAACAACAACGAAUACAACAAUAACAACACAAAUUCAUAAAAGAAAUAGUGCACAUAUUUUAAAUAACAAUAAUAAUAAUAUCAACAUCAAUAAUAAUCGCUCUAAUAGUUUAGAAUUAAAUUGUAGUGAUGAUGAAACAAAUGAAUAUGAACACCAUAGUAUGAAACGUAUGAAAUUACAAUUAACUACACCUUUAGAUUUGACAACAAAAGUUUGAAAUAGAAAUGAAAAAGCAAAAAUUGUUAAAUAAUAUUUGUAAUUGUUGUAAAAUAAACUCAUUAUUAUUGUUUUAAUAUUAUUAUAAUAUAUUUAAAUUAUUGAUUUUUUUUA
This is a messenger RNA of Condylostylus longicornis, 2281 nucleotides long. RefSeq names its product knirps-related protein. Bases 75 to 2168 code for a protein of 697 amino acids. Gene Ontology annotation, molecular function: DNA-binding transcription factor activity; sequence-specific DNA binding; zinc ion binding. Gene Ontology annotation, biological process: regulation of DNA-templated transcription. Lineage: Eukaryota; Metazoa; Arthropoda; Insecta; Diptera; Dolichopodidae. The transcript has 3 exons. The record is from RefSeq and is a predicted model, not a curated record.